Messenger RNA from Nicotiana tabacum (common tobacco), 1319 nucleotides. The record is from RefSeq and is a predicted model, not a curated record. NCBI's taxonomy places the organism in Eukaryota, Viridiplantae, Streptophyta, Magnoliopsida, Solanales, Solanaceae.
AAUCCAUGGAGGAAGAGCUUAGCCAUUUACACAGUUCACAACACACUCAUCAAUACAUCAUUGAAACUCUCCCCAUAAAAUAUAAAUUCCAUCAAAAGAAAAUUCCUUUUUAUAUUCAGUUUCUAGACAAAACAUAUAGAUACACAGAAUUCUGUAUCUAUACCCUUUUGCUUCAAGAAACUCCAUAGCCAUUAUUAAACAAUAAAGAUUCAAUUUUUUUUCUUCUCUUUCUUCAAUCAUAACUCUUUUCUUGUUCCAAUCCAUUCAAUCUGUCAUUUUCACACAAUUUUUCUAAAUACCCUUUUCAAGAAAUCUUCCUUUAAAAAUGGCUUCAAUAACACCCUUAUCUCAAUCGCAACCCCUUUAUGAAAAACCCCAAUUUACACUACUGAAAACACCUCAAAACCAGUUUUUUGCAAUACCCUUUUCAAGAUUCACUCAAAGUUCAAAACUUUCAUUGAAAAAAUCAAGAAUGGUUGUAGUUUCAGCUACAACUGCUGCUGAGAAAUCCAAUAAAAGGUAUCCUGGUGAAGCUAAGGGGUUUGUUGAGGAGAUGAGAUUUGUGGCUAUGAAAUUGCAUACUAGGGAUCAGUCUAAGGAAGGCGAAAAAGAACCUGAAGGUCAGCCUAUGGCUAAAUGGGAACCUAGUGUUGAAGGGUACUUGAGGUUUUUGGUGGAUAGUAAAUUGGUUUAUGAUACUUUGGAAAAGAUUAUGGAAAAGGCUCCUUUUCCUGAGUAUGCUGAGUUCAGGAACACGGGAUUAGAAAGGUCAGAGAGCUUAGCAAAGGAUUUGGAAUGGUUUAGGCAGCAAGGUUAUGCCAUCCCAGAACCAUCAACUCCUGGUCUCAACUACGCUCGUUACUUAGAGGAUCUUUCAGAAAAGGAUCCUCAAGCAUUUAUUUGCCACUUUUACAACACAUACUUUGCGCAUUCAGCUGGAGGUCGCAUGAUAGGGAGAAAGGUGGCUGAAAAGAUACUCAAUAAGAAAGAGCUGGAAUUCUACAAAUGGGACGGUGACCUUUCUCAGCUGCUGCAGAAUGUUAGAGAGAAGCUGAAUAAAGUUGCAGAAAACUGGACUAGAGAGGAGAAGAAUCAUUGUUUGGAAGAGACGGAGAAGUCAUUCAAGUUCUCAGGGGAAAUCCUCCGAUUAAUAUUGUCUUGAUACACGGCUUUGCAUUUGUUUACUUGUUAACUUGUACAUUGGAUGGCCUAAAGCUCAAAUUACUGUGAAUAGUCGUGUUCAUUUUCGCUUUGGAAUUUUAAAUUCUGUCUAUUAUGUACAAUAACUUGAUUCUAUUCAAGUAUUAUGUUGUCAUUCA